UCACAGUCUCGGGCAUCUGUCAACAUCGCUCGAUAAGUUAUUCGAUAAUUUUUCACUGCUUCGUGCAAUUUUCAUCGCUAUCAACAGUAUGUAACGAUGUAGCGCGUUUAAGUACUUAGAAAGUACGCUAAGGUUCGUGUAAAUUAAGUAUUAUAAGAUGGAGAUUGCCAAAUCUCUGUUCAACGUACGUGAUCAUGAAGGUUACGUUGGGAAAGAAGAUCAUAAUAAAAAAUUGGAAACCACCGUGUCGGACGAUGAGUAUGAUGCGGGUAGCUGUAAACUUGGCAAUAAUGUGCUUUCACCGCCGCCCGAUGGUCCAUUUUCUGCAUUGAUUACUUCAAUGUGGCCACAAGAUAUCUUGGCAAAGCUUAGUCAACCCGACGACCCAAGCUUACAACUCGAGUAUAGAUUCGAUGAAUUUGGUUUCAAAAUUGACGAAGAUAACGAACUUGAAGAGAGCUCGAAAAAACUCCUUGACAUUCCUUUUAUCGAAGAUCCCCAACAAAGACUCAGGUGGAUAGGAUUAUUGGAAUUUGCUCAUAAUAAAGAGGCAUCCGAAUUAACAUGGCAACAAGUUGAUAAUCGUUUAAUUCGUAGCGACAAACUCAGAGAAAUGGUACUUAAAGGAAUUCCUCAUUCUCUUCGGCCACAAAUAUGGAUGAGAAUGUCGGGAGCCCUUCAAAAAAAGAUAUCGUGUGACACUACGUACACAGAUAUUAUCAAGGCUUCCAGUAGUGAUGCAUUAAUGACAAGUAAGCAAAUUGAAAAAGAUUUAUUAAGGAUUAUGCCAUCUAAUGCUUGCUUUAGCAAUUUGCAUAGUACUGGAAUUCCUAGAUUGCGAAGAGUUAUGCGAGGUCUUGCCUGGUUAUAUCCCGAUAUUGGCUAUUGCCAGGGAACUGGAACUAUAGCAGCUUCUCUUCUUCUUUUACUCGAAGAAGAGGAUGCUUUUUGGAUCAUGGCUACAAUUGUUGAGGAUUUACUUCCAGCUUCGUAUUAUUCUGCAACACUUAUAGGAAUACAAGCAGAUCAGCGUGUUUUGCGAACAUUAGUAUCUAAUUAUCUUCCUGACAUCGACCAUGUACUUGUUCAACAUGAUAUUGAGCUUAGUUUAAUAUCACUAAAUUGGUUUCUAACGUUAUUCGCCUCCGUCGUUCACAUGAAAAUUUUAUUGAGGCUUUGGGACAUAUUCCUGUAUGAUGGAUCGAUUGUACUAUUUCAAGUAACUUUAGGAAUGCUAAAACUUAAAGAGUCAGAGUUGAAGAUUUUAGAGAACUCUGCAGAAAUAUUUAAUGCCUUAUCGGAUAUUCCUGGGGAUGUGAUUAAUGUGGACCAACUUAUUGAAGUUUCAUUAGAAGUUAGUAAAAUAUUGACAAAUAAUCUUAUCGAGACCCAUCGAAGGAGACAUUUAGCUUAUUUAAUGGCUGAUCAAGGUGGCCUUAUAGGAAAUCCCGACGCUGUUCCAAAUUUGCCAAAACAGCAUCUUAAUAGGAGACAAGUAAAACGUAAUAAAUCGAUGCUGCAAACAUUUUUAUUUGGUAACAAUGAUGCCGAAGAUGACAUCAAGUGCAAAAAUAUUAAACAAACAGAGAUUUUAGUUAAUCUUAGAGAAGCAGUGAUACAAGUAGCGAGACAUUUUAUAAAUCUUGAUCCAAAACUUAGCGGCAUUUCACUAUCAGCGGAUUAUAGUAUGGAAAGUCACGCAAAAGAUCAUGACAAUUACAUUAAUGUUUCUCGCAUACGCAAGAAACGGGCCAAAGCAUUAUUGGAUUUCGAAAGGCACAGCGUUAAUGAGCUCGGUUUCCGGAAAAAUGACAUUAUCACAAUAAUUAAUGAAAAGGAUGAGCACUGUUGGGUUGGCGAGCUCAAUGGACUUCGAGGCUGGUUCCCUGCUAAGUUUGUCGAACUUUUGGACGAGCGGAGUAAGCAGUACACUUGCGCCGGUGACGAUGCGAUUAGCGAAAUUGUGACGGACCUUGUGCGCGGUGGAUUAUGUCCAGCUAUUAAAUCUGUUCUCGAGCACGGUAUGAAGAGACCUACGUUUUUAGGUGGUCCAUGUCAUCCAUGGCUUUUCAUCGAGGAAGCUUCGAAUAGAGAAGUCGAAAAAGACUUCAAUUCGGUUUAUAGUAGACUUGUACUUUGUAAAACAUAUCGAUUGGACGAGGAUGGGAAAGUAUUGACUCCUGAAGAGCUUUUAUACCGUUGUGUUCAGUCUGUUAAUUUAACGCACGACAAUGUUCAUGCUCAAAUGGAUGUAAAAUUGCGUUCGCUCGUUUGCCUUGGACUGAACGAACAAGUAUUACACUUGUGGCUAGAGGUUUUGUGCUCGUGUGUGGAAAUCGUACAAAAGUGGUAUUACCCAUGGAGUUUUGUAAAUAGCCCUGGUUGGGUACAGAUUAAGUGCGAGCUUCGCACACUCGGCCAAUUUGCAUUUAACUUGAAUCCAGAUUGGGAAUUGCCCCCUAAGAAAGAGCAAUCGCAGCCAUUGAAAGAUGGAGUGCGUGAUAUGCUUGUGAAGCAUCAUCUUUUUAGUUGGGAUCUUUAAGAUUCCUUUACGAUACAAAAGUUUUUACUUACAUUACGACUAUUUAUUUUUGAAUAAUUAAAGCUAUUCAACGUAUUUUAAGAGUCAUUAAGAUUACAAGUCUCUUAUAUAUUGCUAAUUUUAAGUAAUGCAAUGAAGGAGC
Ceratosolen solmsi marchali is the source of this 2684-nucleotide messenger RNA. RefSeq names its product small G protein signaling modulator 3 homolog. The transcript is spliced from 12 exons. Gene Ontology annotation, molecular function: GTPase activator activity; small GTPase binding. Lineage: Eukaryota; Metazoa; Arthropoda; Insecta; Hymenoptera; Agaonidae. The record is from RefSeq and is a predicted model, not a curated record. Gene Ontology annotation, biological process: regulation of GTPase activity. Bases 158 to 2542 code for a protein of 794 amino acids.